This is a messenger RNA of Sebastes umbrosus (honeycomb rockfish), 1514 nucleotides long. It is a transcript of the gene tcea1, whose product is annotated as transcription elongation factor A (SII), 1. Gene Ontology annotation, biological process: DNA-templated transcription; positive regulation of transcription by RNA polymerase II; transcription elongation by RNA polymerase II. Bases 195 to 1130 code for a protein of 311 amino acids. Gene Ontology annotation, molecular function: zinc ion binding; nucleic acid binding. The transcript is spliced from 10 exons. Gene Ontology annotation, cellular component: nucleus. NCBI's taxonomy places the organism in Eukaryota, Metazoa, Chordata, Actinopteri, Perciformes, Sebastidae. The record is from RefSeq and is a predicted model, not a curated record.
ACCCUGCUAUCGACUGCUCCGGUCUGCUAGAGGAGGCUCAAUGUGCGGUCCGGGUCCCUCCAGUGAGACGCCGCCGCUCUUCACUCUUCACUCUCAGUCGCGUGUUCUUUGUCGCCGACCAAUCUUUCUCUCCCCUUUUUUAGCUCCCCGCGUUUUUCUGUGAUUCCCAUCAGAUCGAGUGAAACAACAGCACCAUGGGUAAGAAGGAGGAAGAGGACAUCAUCAGGAUCGCGAAGAAGAUGGAUAAAAUGGCGCAGAAGAAAAACGGGGCCGGGGCUUUGGACUUAUUGAAGGAGCUGCGAAGCAUCCCCAUGACUCUGGAGCUGCUUCAGUCCACCAGAAUCGGGAUGUCCGUUAACGCCAUCCGCAAGCAGAGCACAGAUGACGAGGUGACGUCCUUAGCCAAGUCCUUGAUCAAAUCAUGGAAGAAGCUUUUGGAUGAGCCUGGCGGUGAAAAUAAAUCUUCAGAGGAAAAGAGGAAAGAGCAAACAACGCCUGUUGUUUCUCCAUCGCAGGGAAGCCCAGAGGCAAAAGAAGAAAGCAGCUCCAGCAGUAACUCCAGCAGCAAGAGCGAGCCCGCUGAAGUUUCCACCAAUUCAUUGAUCAACACCUUUCCUCGUGCCCCCGGCACAUCAGACAGCAUCAGGAUCAAGUGCCGAGAGCUGAUCACCCAAGCUCUUCAGGCUGGAGAUGAUCAUAUUGCUAUUGGUGCUGAUUGUGAUGAACUUGGAGCACAGAUCGAGGAAGUUAUCUUUCAAGAGUUUAAGAACACAGACAUGAAAUACAAGAACCGUAUCCGGAGCCGAAUCUCAAAUUUGAAGGAUAUGAAGAACCCUAAUUUGAGGAGGACUGUGCUAUGUGGGAGUGUAACCCCCGAGCGAAUGGCGAAGAUGACCGCAGAGGAAAUGGCCAGUGAUGAGCUGAGGGAAAUGAGAAAGAAUUUGACCAAAGAGGCUGUCAGGGACCACCAGAUGGCCACCACCGGAGGCUGUCAGACUGAUCUAUUCACCUGUGGCAAGUGCAAGGGGAAGUGCUGCACCUAUACACAGGUUCAAACUCGCAGUGCUGAUGAGCCAAUGACCACGUUUGUCUUCUGCAAUGAAUGCGGAAAUAGAUGGAAGUUCUGCUGAAUCUGCACGGCACUCCGACAAGUAGCAAAAUUCCUGGACCAGGUUGUCUCUCUGCAGCCGAUUGGAGCUUUGUAUUUCGUGGUACCCAACAUGCCAUACAAAGAUGCCACAGGUUACCGUUUGAAUAAAUAUCCAGUUCAUAGAUUGAGCUCAUUGUCAGUCCCUCCCCCCAAAUCUUUUACUAUUGUUAUUAGUUGUUUUUGUUCUCUGUCAGAUAUAUACGAUCAAUCUUGUCUCAUUCUCUUUUAUCUGCAUUUUUUAUAUGUAGUUUUAACACUUUGGACAAUGUUGUUUUGCUUUUCCCUCACAACAUUGCAUUGUUUUAUUUAAUUUCCCAAUAAAAAGUGUAAUCCAUUUGAUUAAAAAGAAGUGCUUUUCAUUAGU